AAAUAUCUCUGCGAGACAAACAUAAACAUUCGGGUCAUGCUGCAAUGUAAACUUCCAUAAAAGUCAGGAUGCUCUUCAUCUGACGGACACAGAGGCUGCGCCGACUGAGUACUCCUCUUCGUGUCUUGAACUGGUGAAAUUAUGUUCCCAGAUAUUUUCAAUUUGUGUCUGAUAUUUCUCGGCACCACGCACAUCGCAUCAUCUCUGGAGCUGCAACUUGGCAUGCCCAAUGUUUGUGCUGACCAGGAGAUGUCCAUGUUGGGGGCCCGUCAGCCUUGUGUCCAGGCUUUUACUCGCACGGUCAAGGUUUGGAAACAGGGCUGCACCAACCACAGAUGGUGUAUGGGCUACGAGAGGAGGACAGCAUACUACACGGCAUACAGGCAGGUGUACAGCAUGGAUUUACACACAGUCUACAAGUGCUGCCCAGGUUGGACUCAGAGGGGUGAAGAGAUGGGCUGUCUGCAUAGGGUGUGCAGUGCCAAUACAUGUUUCAAUGGAGGCCGAUGUGCAGAGACUGAAGACCAGAUAUGUCAGUGUCCAUUGGGCUUCAAAGGGACACGGUGCCAGUAUGAUGUUAACGAAUGUGAAGUGGAUGAAAGUGGCUGUGAGGGGUACUGCUGCAACACCAUUGGCAGCUACUACUGCAAGUGUCCUGAAGGCAGUAGACUUGGGCCAGAUGGCAAGGCAUGUCACGAUGUCAAUGAGUGUGAAGAGCUCAAUGGAGGAUGCCAGCAAACAUGUGUCAACACACCGGGCUCUUAUCACUGUGAGUGCAGCGAAGGCUUCCGCAUGCACGCUGAUGGUCGGACCUGCAUUGCUGUGACUUCUUGCUCGGUAUUGAACGGUGGUUGUGAGCAUAAGUGUGUGGACAUGGGGAACAAUCAUUACAAAUGUGAAUGUCGAAAGAACUACCAGCUGAAGAGAGAUGGGAGACACUGUGAAUUGAGGGACCCCUGUGAGGAGAGGAAUGGAGGCUGCGCCCAGCUGUGUCUUUCUGAAGAUGGCCGGUUUCAGUGCAGCUGCCGACCUGGUUUUAUACUGGCCGGAGAUGCGAAGAACUGUGAAGACAUUGAUGAGUGCAGUUUAGGCCAUGCCAAGUGUUCCCAUGGAUGUGUGAACAUGCUUGGCUCCUUUAGCUGUGUGUGUCAUCCAGGCUUUGAACUUGGUGCAGAUGGCAAACAGUGCUACCGUAUUGAGAUGGAGAUCGUCAACAGCUGUGAGAAGAACAACGGAGGUUGCUCUCAUCAUUGUGAGCACACCACCAACGGCCCCCUCUGCUCCUGCAACCAUGGCUACCAGCUGGACCAAGACAGGAAGACCUGUGUAGAUAGUGAUGAAUGUGUCAGUGAGGAGUCCUGCUGUAGCCACUUCUGUAGAAACUACCCAGGCGGCUACGAGUGCAGCUGCAGAGCUGGCCACAGACUGAACCCAGACGGCUGUGGCUGUGAUGAUAUUGAUGAGUGCCAAGCAGAGACCUCAGGCUGCAAACACUACUGUAUCAACAACGUGGGAACAUAUGAGUGUUUUUGUCGACUGGGCUUCCGCUUGGAUCAGGACCAGCACUCUUGCAUCUCUCUGUAUGGCAGAGAACUGGAAGAAGAAGAUGAGGAGGAGGAAGAAGAGGAGGAGCAGCUGGAGGUCCACCGAAUACCAGAUCUGCUAUUCCGCAAGGCUCCUCAGCUCCUGCAGUACACAGCAGCCUUGCAUUCCCGUUAUGACAGUGAGGGUGAUGAUGGUGACACUGAAAAAGAAUUAGAGAUCCAGAGAGACCGCAGGGGAGAACUAAGGCUGGACAGCCACAUAGUGUGUAUAGAUGGCUCGUUUGGGGAUGACUGCAGCGUGAGCUGUGAAGACUGUGUGAAUGGAGUGUGUAGUGAAACCAGAGACCGAUGUCAGUGUUCACCUGGAUGGACAGGGAUCGUCUGCAACAAGACUUGUCCACAGGGGACCUUUGGGCAGUCCUGUAACAGUCUGUGCCGUUGUCAGAAUGGAGGCUCGUGUGACCCUGUGACUGGGAAGUGUUUAUGCCCUCCAGGGGUAGAUGGCCUGCUCUGCGAGGAUGGUUGCCCAAGAGGUUAUUUUGGGAGGCACUGUAGGAGAAAGUGUAACUGCCCGAACAAUGGACACUGCCAUCGUCUGUAUGGGGCCUGCCUGUGCUCUCCAGGAUUAUAUGGUCGUUUUUGCCACCUGCCUUGUCCCAGGUGGACGCACGGUGCGGGCUGCUCCAAGGAAUGCGACUGUGUUCAAGAACAUUCCUCUGGCUGUGACCCCAAAACAGGGAGCUGUUUCUGUAAGGCUGCAUACCAUGGCCCACAGUGUGAGAAAGAAUGUGAUCCUGGCUUCUUCGGUGCAGGCUGUGAGCAGCCAUGUGACUGUCCAGGUGGAGGCUUAUGUGACCCCAGGACUGGAGAGUGCAGCCAGCGAUGUCCUGCAGGAUUUCAUGGAGAUAGAUGUCAGCUCGCCUGCAAAGCUGGGAGCUAUGGAGAAAACUGCCAUCGGACCUGUGACUGUGGAGGAACGCCUUGUGAUCCAAUAAACGGACAGUGCAUCUGUCCUCCUGGGAAGAUAGGACUUUCCUGUCAGGAAAACUGCCCUGACGGAUUCUGGGGGUUGAAGUGCCAGUCUUCCUGUCCUCCCUGUGAGAACAGAGGCUCCUGCAACAAGCAGAAUGGAGGCUGUGACUGUAAGGCAGGCUUCACAGGAACCCUCUGCCAAAAUGAGUGUCCCCCGGGCUACCAUGGACCAGACUGUUUGUUGCAGUGUUCAUGCCACCCUGAUGCCAGCUGUGACCCACAGACUGGACACUGUGUCUGCCCUCCUGGCAAAACAGGCCCUGACUGUGCAAUAUCAUGUGAAUCUGGCUACUGGGGCCAAGGGUGCAUCACUAAAUGCCAGUGCCAGGACAGCUCUGUGGGCUGUGACCCCGUCACGGGUCAGUGCGUGUGUGAGAACGGCUUCACCGGAGACCACUGUGAAAAGAAGUCUGCGAAUGGCAGUUAUGGACAGGGCUGUGUCCAGCAGGUCCGGUGUCAAAAUGGAGCCCACUGUGACCAUGUGAGUGGAGCCUGCGCAUGCUCCCCUGGAUAUGCUGGCACUUUUAGCGAAAAGAUGUGCCUGGACGGCUUUUACGGUCUUGACUGUGGCCAGAUGUGCAAGUGCAGGAACGGUGCCCGCUGCCACCACAUCACAGGAGCCUGCCUAUGCACCGCCGGCUGGGCAGGACCACACUGCAUUCUGGAAUGCCCGGAGGGUCAUUUUGGAGAGCAGUGCAGUCAGACCUGUGAGUGUCAGAACGGAGCCAGGUGUGACCACGUCACCGGGCGAUGCAGCUGUGCGGCUGGGUGGACUGGAGUCAGCUGCCAACUGCAUCACCAGUCAAUCAGAUCACCAGUCAAUAGAGGCAGACAACCACUCCUAGAGUGUGAGGAAGGACGUUAUGGAAAGAACUGCGCCCAGGCCUGCAGUUGUACAAACAGAGGGAGAUGUGACAAGGUGACAGGAAGAUGUGUGUGUCAGCCCGGUUUGAUAGGGGCUUGUGGGUUUUGUCUGACAGCCUGUUCUAAGGGAUUCUUUGGAGGGGGCUCUGAGCAGAGGUGUGACUGUAUCCAUAGUUCCAGUUGUCACUGUGUGACGGGCCACUGUGAGUGUGAGCCAGGCUGUAGAGGAGCCAGGUGUGACAAACCCUGCCUCCCGGGGUCCUAUGGUGCUUCCUGUGCCCGGCAAUGUCAGUGCCAGGCUGGGGUGUCCUGUCACCAUGAGAUGGGGAGUUGUGGCUGCCCAGCUGGACUCACAGGGCUUGGCUGUGAGAAAAGUUGUCCCGCUGGCACUUUCGGGCAAAACUGCAGCCAGCUGUGCCAGUGUUCAGGUGAUCAAGAGCAGUGCCAUCCUGUGACGGGGAAAUGUAGCUGCUUACCUGGGUACCACGGGGCACGCUGUGAGCUACGAUGUCGCGCAGGGACCUUUGGGCCAAACUGCAAGUCCAGAUGCAGCUGCAUCAAUGGUGGUCGUUGUGACUUCAGGACCGGGACUUGCUACUGUCCUCCUGGCUUCAUUGGAGCUGACUGCAGCUCAGGUUGUCUGAGUGGGUACUAUGGGAAGGACUGUGCUAAGCGGUGCUCCUGUGGGGAAGGAGGGCAGUGCCACCCAACAACUGGGAGGUGUAUCUGUGCCCCUGGUAGGGUGGGACAGUCCUGCCAACAAGCAUGUCCGAGACAACGCUACGGCCUACGGUGCAGAUAUACGUGCAGCUGUCAAAACGGGGGUCUGUGUGACCCCAUUGAUGGGUCCUGCAGGUGUGGACAGGGCUGGACUGGGCCAAACUGUGACACAGCCUGUUCACAGGGAAAAUAUGGGCUUGAUUGUGCACAAGACUGUCCAUGCUUCAACAAUGGGACCUGCGAUCGUUUUACUGGCACCUGCAGCUGUACUGCUGGAUACUACGGCCACUCCUGUCAACACAGAUGCCCUUCAGGGUUUUUUGGAGUGAACUGUGCCCAUACCUGUGACUGUAAGGUUGGACAGAAAUGUGACUACGUAACAGGCCAGUGUGUAUGUCUACCAGGCUACUAUGGGCAACAAUGCCAGAGACGGUGUGACGCUGGCAGCUUUGGACUGGGCUGCGCAAAGUCAUGUGACUGUUCUGGUGAGGCCCCAUGUGACCCAUCGACUGGACGGUGCCUCUGUCCCCCAGGAAGGACAGGACAGAGAUGUGAAAAAGACUGCGGUGGGGAUCAUUUUGGCCCCGACUGCUCCCUGCCAUGCCAGUGUUCCCACAGAGCCCGCUGUGAUGGGCUGACUGGGCGAUGUCUUUGUCCACUCACCUGGCUGGGCCCCACCUGUAGUGAAGCACUGCUACACCAAACCCCAGGACUGUUGAACUUCUCUGUGUCCCAGAGAAAGAGAAGAGCAGGCAGCAAAACCACAUAACCCAAGCAGAGGUGCAAACUCCUGACUGGACGUUCAAACACAGGGCUUGGCUGUGUGAAGAUCAUCUUGGUAGAGGUGAUGCUGGUAUUACUAUGUUUUUGUGAAACUGGUACUCAGCUGUCAGGAACUACUACUCCGUCACAGAGCCUGGAGCUCAAGAUAAUCAACCAGUGAACCUGGCAUAUGAGGGGCCCUCAAAGGACCAUAAAAUCUAAACCUACCCCAGACUGUGUAAGAUUUAAAGUCCAGGGUUAGACAGACUUCUCAGCAAUACACACAAAUGCCUGCAUCACAUCUGUUACUAUUGCUGAUUGAAAGUGGUCAAUUUGCUUUCCAGUUUGACGUUGAAUGAGUUGUUAAGAGUUCAGUUUCUUUCUUAAGGGCAUUUGGACAAGACAUGUGACUGAGUGUGAGACUUUCAUGUAACUGGAGAGCCUUCACAUCCGCUACCAACAUUUAUUUUUUCUGUUUGUGCCCACAAAAAACUUGAUGGUUAGUAUAACGGAAUACCAAGCAUAUUUCUGGUGAAAAUUAAAUGCUUCCGAAACAGAUUUAGAAAUAUAUGGGUAACUUAUAUACUUAUUCUAAAAAAUAAAACACCAAGAUCCACACAUACAGGGACUGCAGGCACGUGAGCUACAAAAAUAUGGUCCAAUAGAAGAGCCGUAAAUGUUGAAGCAGAGGAUAAUUCACCUCCAGACAUAUUUUAAGAUAUAUAGAAAACUCUGGUU
Xiphias gladius (swordfish) is the source of this 5660-nucleotide messenger RNA. It is a transcript of the gene megf6, whose product is annotated as multiple EGF like domains 6. Lineage: Eukaryota; Metazoa; Chordata; Actinopteri; Istiophoriformes; Xiphiidae. The record is from RefSeq and is a predicted model, not a curated record. Gene Ontology annotation, molecular function: protein binding; calcium ion binding. The transcript has 37 exons. The coding region runs from base 142 to 4929 and encodes 1595 amino acids.